AUGGCCGUUUACCCCAAAUGGAAAUUACAUUGUGUCAAGAGUGGUUAUCGCAUUGGUAGAGAAAUCAAUAUACAUCCCACUAGAUGCUCUAAUAUGGAAGACAUUCACAAAUGGUGGAAGAUGAUGUGGAGCAUGCAACUACCUCCUCAGAUGAAGCUUUUUGGGUGGCGGGUUUGUCAUAAUUGGCUGCCAGCAAAAACAAACUUGUCCCAUAGAGGUAUGACUGUUCAUCCUAGCUGUGAUUUAUGUGGUAACCAAGCUGAAACUCUUACUCAUGCACUAUGGUCUUGUGCUAAAGUUAAACCAAUUUGGAAACUUGUCCCUUGGUAUAAAAAAUGUGAACAUAUUAACAAAGGGUCUAUGUUUGAUAUAUUGGUGACUUUAAAGGCACAACUAAACAUGAGUGAGUUUGAAGAUGCCAUUAAAAUUAUGUGGGCCAUUUGGGAGAACCGGAACAGGAAAUGGAACAAUCUACAGGUCAUGAAUGGUGUCCAGUUGAUCGAAUGGGUCUUCUCAGCUUACCCAGGAUCGAGUCCCUUGGUGCAGAAUGACAGUAAGCAUACUCUGGAAUCCCCUCACCUGAAGCAAUGGAACCGGCCUCCUUCUGGACACAUCGUCGUCAACUGUGACGCUGCCAUGCAAAUGGGAGCUGCUGGUGUAGAGGCUUGGGCCAUCUUGGAAGCUCUCAAAAAUCAACCGGACACAGCAGCCAGCCCCAUCGAGAUUCAGUCGGAUUGCAAGCAAAUUGUGGAUGCUGUUAAGAACCAAGACACUCAUUUACGUGCUGUCAACACUAUACUUCACCAAAUCAAGUUGCGAAGGGAGAGUUUAAAUUGUAAUACCAUUGUUCAUGUUCAUAGAAACAAUAAUGAGUGUGCUAAUAUGUUAGCAAGGAAAUGCCUUGCAACUAAAACCACUAAAAAUUUUACUCAUUCUUUUCCUAGGUGGUUAGCUAAUUUUUGUACAGCUGAUCUUCCUAACUUGGUGUAG
This is a messenger RNA of Cannabis sativa, 990 nucleotides long. RefSeq lists its product as uncharacterized. Lineage: Eukaryota; Viridiplantae; Streptophyta; Magnoliopsida; Rosales; Cannabaceae. The record is from RefSeq and is a predicted model, not a curated record. The coding region runs from base 1 to 990 and encodes 329 amino acids. Gene Ontology annotation, molecular function: nucleic acid binding; RNA-DNA hybrid ribonuclease activity. The transcript has 2 exons.